GAUGGUCUAUCUACAAUUCGUGACAAUCAUGCCACGAAGGAAUCGGCAGCCAUUUUUAAACUACCCACUUACUAUACAGUGUACAAGAAAGAUAUGGAUAAAUGGGCUUCACGUUGCGAGACAGUAAUUUUAAACGAAUAAGAUUAAAUGGGGUGUGAUUGUUAGCCGUAAGAGGAGCGCAAAGACGGGUCGCGCGCGCGCGAAAGAGAGGACUGGAGAGAUACCGACGUGACGACAAGUUUUGGCCUCUCUCGUGACCGAACGCGCGACGGACACAGACAGACGGACAGACGAAUGUCGUCACGCGCGAACGUACGCACUUGUCCUUCGCGAGAAUUGUGAUGUGAUUAUGGUCACCUGUCAUCGUUAUCGUCAACGUCAACCGAACGGUUAUCCGUAAGGUAUGCCUCUUUUGAGGUAUGCUCCUUGUCCCAUAUUUUCCACAACAGCAGCAACGGGAGCGAGAGCGCGUGGCGCGGACGACUGCGAUCAGUACGAUCGGUCGCGUUGUUAAACUUGGAUCGGCGCGAGACGAUAAGGAGCCAGUGACGGCGGAGGAAAAGAAGGAGAAAGAAAAGAGCAAGAGCGUGUGUGUAUGUGCGUGUGUGUGUGUGCGUGUGUGUGUGCGUGCGUGUGUGCGUGUGUGUGUGAGAGUAAGAGUGAGAGCGAGGAGUGGGUGGGUGGACGGGGAAAACGCGAGUCCGAGAGACAUCCGGAAGAGCGGUGCUGCGAAGCGUCUCGAGCGCAUAUCACACGCGUGGCGCGACGCGAGCACGGAAUAAUGUUGCUGAUUCUAACAUGCGAGAGGACGGAUGCCGCCGCGAUCGUGUGUUAGCAAGUGUCCCCGCGAAUAAUGGCCGAUAAUGUGCACAAAAAAUCGCACAGCAGGCUGUCGGAUAGUAGCAGCAGCGGCGGAGGAGCAGGUAGCAGGAAGCAGCUCUCCAAUCCUGUGCACCGCACCACCACGGAGACGAUCCGUCUGGGCGAGGUGGAUCACAGGCAUCACCAUCAGCAGCAGCCGGUCGUCGCGCCGUCGAGCGGCGUCUUGCAGACGGCGAGCGGCGGCAGCGGUAGUAGUGGAGGAGGAGGAGGAGGAGGAGGAGGAGGAGGAGGAGGAGGUGGUAGUGGUGGUGGGGGGCAGUGCAAGAAGAAGACGUCGUCCUUUCAGAUCACUAGCGUCACCGUAGGCUGCCGCAUGAGCAAUGACGCCGGCGAAGACUCGAAUGAUGAUCUGGAUGAGUCACACACCGAGGACAACUCGCGCGUCACCGACCUUGACCUCGAGACACCGAGUUACUCCGAGGACACCUUCUCCAAGGAAGAGAACGUGUUCUUCAACACGAGCAACGCCGCCCUCAGCACCGCCCCGGUGAUCCCUACCAGCUCGCAGUACGGCCUGGCGAUUGUGCCGUCGUCGGUGGUUGAGGGAGUCGUCGGGGGUGCCAGCAACUGUUCAGUGAUCAACGACAGCAACGGCGUUGUCGGAGCCCUGGACGGCCUUGCGUCCGUCGUCACGGACGGCAGGCAGCAGGAGUGUGCCGAGGUGUUGCGCGAGGUGCAUUCGCAUGGCCGGAACAACGAGCGAUUCAAGGUAGUCAAGAUCGAGAGCACUGAGCCAUUCAAGCGCGGACGGUGGACUUGCAUGGACUAUCUUGACCACAACACUGCAUCCGUUAACCAGCCGACCGCGAUCGGCGCGCCGAAAGUGUCCGAUCCGAACGAGGUGUGCAUAUCGUAUGGGGUGACCGACAGCGGGAUGAUCGUCGUGCCGGAGGCGACUGCCGGCAGCAAGCAGCAACAAGCGUCUGUGGUGACUAACGACGAAGCCAAGGGGACAAUCGGCAUCGACGUCGCUAACGGCCCGGUAUCGUCGGACAACCCGCAAGUUGUGCAGGUGCACUCGUCGAGCACUGCUGCGAACUACGCGAUCAGUAAUUCGAUACCUUCCAAUGUACAGCAUAAUUCCACCCAGACCAAGCAGCAGCAGCAGCCGCCCUCGUCAUCCGUGCAGCAAAUCCCACAGCAAUACUUUCAAUCUCAAACUCAGCAGCAGCAGCAACAGCAGUCGCAACAAUCACAGCAAAACAGUCAGGGUUCCACAUUACCCUCGAGUCUACAGCCAGCCACCCAUCCCAACAAUCUGGGGCAGCAGCAGCAGCAGCCGCAGAGUAUGCCCCAAGGCUCCAUUCCUAUCAUCACACAGGCCAGCAACAGCACUGCAGCUGUGACAUCCCAGCAGCAGCCAACGAGUGUACCACCUCAUUCUAAGGAGGAGAGCUACGUACCGGUGCAGAGUGUCUGCCAGCCGACGACAGUGCAGCAAACGACUUCGGUCCCAACCUCCCAGGCGCCGAAUAUUCACGUCACGCAGCAGUCCGCUGUGACGGAGGCCGCUACUGCGGCCUCCUGCCAGCAACAGUCGCCGCCGUCAAUUUCUGAGCCACUGACUGCCAUACAGGGGAUACAGGGCAUGCCGCCGAGUAUUCACAAGGUUCCUCAGGCGACCGGGGCCGGGCCGCAGCCACAAACGCAGCAGCAACAAACGUCGUCGACGAUCCAUCCCGCCACGGGUGCAGGGCCCGUGCAGUCACCACAGGUGAUUGCGCCAGCCUCGACACAGCAACAACAAACGCAACCAACGCAAACGUCUAACGGUAACACCGCCCAGCCGGCAGCGGUCCAGAUCGCCCAGGCGGUGACCGCCAAUUGUCCGAAUGUCGUAGGCGGUACCUUGCAGCAGGGGAACACCAUCGUGUUCCAUCAGUCCGACACGGAGCAAGAACAAUCCAUCUCCGGCAUCGUUCCUAAUUCCACCGCCGUUUCAUCAGCCGAUGUGACCCUCCUAGAGUCGCUGGCCGAGGUCACGCAGGGCAGCGACGAGCACCGUGCUCUCGAGGAUAACGAGAGUAUGUCGGGAACGAGCGCCGUGGCGAUCGAUAACAAGAUUGAACAAGCUAUGGAUUUGGUUAAAAGUCACUUAAUGUUCGCGGUACGGGAAGAAGUUGAGGUGCUGAAGGAAAAAAUAGCCGAGCUUAUGGAUCGUAUCAAUCAAUUGGAAGCGGAAAAUUCGAUAUUAAAAGCACACGCGACUCCAGAAACACUGGCUCAAUUGAGUCAGUCGACCGCAAAAUUAACUCAAAACAAUUCAGGAAGUGGUCAAUAGGUAAACCAUUGUACAUAAGUUUCUAUCAAUACUUUGUCAAGUAAAUACUGGAUAAUAUAAUUAUUGUAUAUAACUUUACGAUUUUUAGAAAUUUAUAAAUAAUGAGAUUUAUUAUAUAUAUAUAUUAGCAUUAGAGCUAAUAGCAUUUUUUUAAGUAAACUAAAGAUAAUGAAUUAUUUUUUACUAUUUCAGUUUAUCGUUUAGGAAAUAUAUUUAAAAUCGUAAUUUACAUCUUUUCUUUUCUUUUAAAAUGCUCGAUCAUUUUGAAGAUACUGUCUGUCGUUGUGAUUUUAGAUAAAGAGUAAAACACAAAUACGGGUGAAUGCCAAAAUUAAACAGCGCUAAUGUGACAGAGUUGAUAUUAUUUUACAUUAGAAACGUGAUUUUCACAAUAUUAAAAAAAGAAACAAUACAGCAAAAUAGACCAUUUUGACAUUCCUAGAUUAUUUUUCCUAAUGUCAUAAUAUUUAACUAAUUUAAAUUUAAUCCGACAUAUUGAGCAAGAUGAACGAAAAUUAAUAUUUGUGAAAUAUCACUUACUUAUGUGAUGUUUUAAUUUUUAAUAAUUUUCCUAGCCUCUUAUGUAGCCUCUUUGUGUUAAUGAUUAAAAUAUAUAUUUAUAAUAAAUUCUGCGGACAAACGCAUCAUUUUCGAAUAUUAAAUCUCAUAUUUC
Molecule: messenger RNA, 3836 nt
Organism: Monomorium pharaonis (pharaoh ant)
Lineage: Eukaryota; Metazoa; Arthropoda; Insecta; Hymenoptera; Formicidae
Product: protein bunched, class 2/F/G isoform
Exons: 4
Coding region: 854-3163 (769 amino acids)
Biological process (GO): regulation of transcription by RNA polymerase II
Source: RefSeq, a predicted model, not a curated record